This is a messenger RNA of Macrosteles quadrilineatus (aster leafhopper), 1638 nucleotides long. Its product is annotated as zinc finger protein 93-like. Gene Ontology annotation, biological process: regulation of transcription by RNA polymerase II. The record is from RefSeq and is a predicted model, not a curated record. Bases 286 to 1164 code for a protein of 292 amino acids. NCBI's taxonomy places the organism in Eukaryota, Metazoa, Arthropoda, Insecta, Hemiptera, Cicadellidae. Gene Ontology annotation, cellular component: nucleus. The transcript is spliced from 2 exons. Gene Ontology annotation, molecular function: DNA-binding transcription activator activity, RNA polymerase II-specific; RNA polymerase II cis-regulatory region sequence-specific DNA binding.
CUGAUAGCGCUCUGCUCUAUGGCUGUCUGGCAAACAACAAAACAGCUGAAAUUGUUAUCAUUUUAGACUAGGUGUUUGGUGUUUGUAUUUACUUAAUACUUAAUGUUCGAUGGUAAAGUAAACAUCAAGAUCAUACCAAAAGCAACAUAAUGUCAAACAAAGAGAAGAAAAUCAAAGAAUGAAAACUGCUGAAAAAUCAAAUGUUAACCGACCUAGGAAAAUAAACUAAAAAUUGUUGCCAAAUAGUAUAUACUGAAAAGUUAGACCUACUGACGAACGUCUCAAAUGGAAUCUAGUCAACAGAGUGAGAUAACGAAGAGGCCAUUUCAAUGUACUGUGUGCGAAAAGCAGUUCACCCAAAGCAAAGAAUUGACUUCUCACUUUCUAAUCCAUACAGGAGAAAAAAACUACCAAUGUAACGUUUGCAACAAGUCAUUCACAUCUGGGUUGAAACUGCAAAAGCAUUCGGUGGUUCAUUCGGGCAGACGGUUGUUUGAAUGCGUUCUUUGUAAAAAAUCAUUUUGCUUCAGCGCAGUUUUGAAAACACACCUUUUGACUCAUUUACCUCCGGACAAGAGGCCUUUCCGUUGCGACGUCUGCGGCAAGCAGCUGUCAACUCAGGCGAGCUUGAAGACUCACUCUUUCAUUCACACCGGGGAGCGCCCAUACAAGUGUGACCAUUGCGACCAAGGCUUCACAACCAAGCAAGGAUUGAUCAGUCACAUUGUUACUCACAGCCAGCGGCUGCCAUUUGAAUGCUCAGUGUGCAAUAAAGGCUACAGUACAAGCGAUGGGUUGAAGAUUCACUCAGUGCUGCACACAAAGAAGAAACCGUACAAAUGUGCGACCUGCGCAAAACUGUUUAGUACGGCCGCUAGCCUAAAGAGACACAUCUUGGUGAUUCACGCUGGCGAACGCCCGUUCAAGUGUACGCUGUGUGAGAAAACGUUUAUGCAGAGCGGGGAUUUGAAAAAUCACCUAUUGGGCCACCGAGGGGAAAAACCUCACGCUUGUGGUGUUUGCGGUAAAGCCUUCAUUAAAGUCGGUAACCUCAACGCCCACAUGAUGAUUCACAGUAGCAAACGACCGUACCCAUGUACUGCAUGUCCCAAGUCCUUCUGUCGAAAAGAGUAUCUGGAAAGGCAUAUGUUGAAGAAACAUUGAAACUGACUCUGAAACUGACUGGAGUGCCAUAACGGUAAGUACAGUAAGCCUACUAUACAAUGGUAGUAGUCUGUGAGCUGAAUAGUUUGUGUUUAAGCCGCGUUUACACUAAGCAACUUGUUUUAUAAACUUGACCUUGUGUUUAUACAACUUUAAUUGUACUACAAGUUGUAUGUGCCAAAAAGAAUUAUCAAACAUGUUUAACAAUAGCUUGCUCGAAAACCUUCAGUCACCUUGAUGCUUCAAGUGACGAGGAUCUGUUCUUGGCAGCUGCUGCUUGUGUUGGGAUUGCCUGUGGUAGAAGGAAAAGAGCAAAGCAUUUGUGUACGUCCUUCAUUGCAGGCUAGGAUUAAGUACAGUGGCAGUGAAAUGUCAAAGAUUUUGAAUGAGAUGAUAAAUAUUUUUGUUGGCUGGGGAAUUGCAAAACAUUAUCAUUGUAAUCUCAUCAUCAUGUCAGCUUCUUACGCAUCCAUA